Vicia villosa (hairy vetch) is the source of this 1725-nucleotide messenger RNA. RefSeq lists its product as uncharacterized. The transcript has 3 exons. The coding region runs from base 1 to 1725 and encodes 574 amino acids. Lineage: Eukaryota; Viridiplantae; Streptophyta; Magnoliopsida; Fabales; Fabaceae. The record is from RefSeq and is a predicted model, not a curated record.
AUGGUGGUAUUAGUUUUGCAAUUUGAGGUCUGUAGCCAUGGAUUCGAAGAGAUUCAAGUGUCCAUAUCAUUGAUUCUAGUUUCUAGCAAAGGUGUUCCAAAGAUGCGUCAGCACAAGAAUCGUAACGUUGGUUACAAAUUUGCGAAGAUUUCCUUGGGGGCAUUGCCAACUUUAGCUGAGAGGUCUUCGUCUGCAAACAAAGGUGUCUUUGAGAAGAAAUAUAGGAAGAUACUGGAUAUUCUAGACUCGCCUUUGACAGAAUACCAGGAAGGGGGAGUUCAUACACUCUUGCACUUUUAUGAGCCGUCUUUACGUUGUUUCACUUUUGUGGACUUCCAGUUGUUGCCUACCUUGGAGGAAUACUCGUAUCUGGUAGGAGUUCCUGUCGAGCGUCAGGUUCCGUUCUAUAAUACCAUGGAGGUUCCAUCAGCUGAAGGGUUGGCGUCUGCUCUUUAUUUGAGCCAAUCAUGGGUGAAAGCUAAUUUUGAAUCUAAGGUUAACCGUUCUGGUUUCUCUUUGAAGUGUCUGCUAAAGAAAGCCCAUGAUGCUGCUGACAAGGAAGUUUGGAGAGAGUUCAAUGCUGUAUUGGCUUUAUGUGUCUAUGGGAUAGUCUUGUUUCCCAACAUACCUGAAUUCGUGGACAUAAAUGCCAUUCGUAUCUUCACAACAGGAAACCCAGUUCCUACUCUUUUGGGGGACGUGUAUCAUUCAGUGCAUUCUAGAAACCAUAAGGGAAGAGGAGGUAUUGUGAACUGUUGCCUUCCAUUGUUAUACAUGUGGUUUAAUAGUCAUAUGCCUUGCAAAGGAGCUUUCGUAGCUACUCGAGAUUCCUUGACCUGGGCGAAAAGAUUGAUGGGAUUAAGGGCUAAGGACAUUCGCUGGUAUACUCCAAAGUUAGAUUGGAAAGAUGACGAGAUGGUGUCUGAAUGUGGGGAUUUUGAUAAUGUCCCUCUUAUAGGAGUUAGAGGUGGUAUUAAUUAUAACCCACGUCUCGCUGUGCGUCAGUUGGGUUUUGCUCUGGUGAGUCCUCCCAAAGACAGAUUCGUGAAAGAAUCCUUAGUGAGAAUCAAAGCGGAUUUGGGGAAGAGAGAUUGCAUUGCUCAUCCUGAUUAUACGGAGUGGGUGGAGAAGAGAGCAAAAGACAAUGGGUUGCCUUUCCCUUUUGAGGACCCUUUGUACACGCAUGGUCCUGAUUUUCCUGUUGAUAUGUCGGUGGGAAAGUUUCUAAAGACAGCGGAUGCCAAUGAACAACUUCGUGAAGAGAAUUUGGAUUUGAGUAUGAAGUUGUUUGAUGUCAAUCAAGAGAAGAAGGACUUAAGCCGUAAAUUGAGGAUGAUCGGUGAAGGUUCUGGCAGGAAAGCCAAGGCACAAAAGAGACAACACGGUGGUAUCACUGUUGCUGAUGAGGUUACUGAACUAAAGAAGGCGUUAGAAGAAGCUGAAGCCAGGUAUUUAGAGAAACAACAGGAACUUGAUGAAAUGGCGGUUUCCAAAGAGGAGUUGCAAAUCCAACACGAGGCGGAAAUAGCGAGUUUAACGUCAUUGCUUCAACGCAGUGAUGACAGAAUCGAUGAAGGCUAUGCACAGAGAAAGAGGCUACAAUGUCACCUCCAAGGAAGUCAAGCCCGGUUAGACAAAGUGUUGAAAGAGAAUCAGACUCUAAGAGAUCAACUCCAAGAGAAAGACGAGAUCAUUCGAGGGCUCACUCAGAAGCCAAAUCAGUGA